Messenger RNA from Microthlaspi erraticum, 459 nucleotides. The record is from the annotation of a GenBank genome assembly. NCBI's taxonomy places the organism in Eukaryota, Viridiplantae, Streptophyta, Magnoliopsida, Brassicales, Brassicaceae.
AUGGCUCGUAGGCAGAGUGAUUGCCUCACUAAGUAUUUAUUAAAUACUUACGCAACUCCAUUCCAAUGUGUUGCAGCUAGAGGUUGUGGCGCGAGAGGGCGCGGUGCUCGAGGCCGUGGUGGCAGAGCUAGAGGCCGUGGAGGCCGGGGCCGAGGAUUGUGGACUUCGGCGGAUUCGGGAGAGAGUGUGGUGCCUAGUGUGGCGACUGCGUCGGUGACCCAGUCGGUAUCCGUGGCGAGUGAGGCCAGUGUGGAUGCGAGUGUUGGUUUGGGAGCGGGGGCUGCUCCGGGUUGGGGUGGUGCUCCGGCUCAGGGUCUUGAUGACUUAGUGGUGGGUUUGCUGACGCAGUUAUUGGCUCGUUUUCCGCCAGUGGUUCCACAGGGGCUCCGGGAGUACCUCCAGUGGCAGAGGUGCAGCAGAGGGCUGCGGGAUUUGUUCAGCCGCAGGCUGUGGGUUUGA